Molecule: messenger RNA, 446 nt
Organism: Symbiodinium pilosum
Lineage: Eukaryota; Dinophyceae; Suessiales; Symbiodiniaceae
Source: the annotation of a GenBank genome assembly
GACUGAUCGUGCGUCGCGAGUUCUUUCUUGAACAAGGCUACAGAAUCCGCUUAAUUAAUCUGGGGGUAGCAUUGGCGUCGAGUGAGCCAUCUUUAUCUUUGUCAGUAGCCACGAACGUGAUCAUGACCGACUUUUUCUACUACUUGAGUCCGGAUGAUGCAGUCGAGAAUGUGACCCUGGAUACUUUUUGGAUGAUUCGAAGGCCGAAUCUAACUUCAGCCGUUCAGACCUUGUCUCGCCUCAGCCGGCUGGACAACAAACUAUUCUUAGAGGAGCUGCCGAACGACUUUGGCACUGCUGCGCUAACACUUGAGCUUCAAGCUGUAUUUUGGUGUCUCAGAGGAGGUUUUCAAUCCACGCCGGAGCAAGAGGAGGCAAAGCUGCGUCCUCAACUCGCACCAGGUUGGUGGAUGAUGCGGCGGCCAACCUGUAUAGCCAAUAGAUGA